Molecule: messenger RNA, 1465 nt
Organism: Panicum virgatum (switchgrass)
Lineage: Eukaryota; Viridiplantae; Streptophyta; Magnoliopsida; Poales; Poaceae
Product: protein DETOXIFICATION 16-like
Exons: 7
Coding region: 1-1194 (397 amino acids)
Biological process (GO): xenobiotic detoxification by transmembrane export across the plasma membrane
Cellular component (GO): membrane
Molecular function (GO): xenobiotic transmembrane transporter activity; antiporter activity
Source: RefSeq, a predicted model, not a curated record
AUGGCCAGCGCCCUGGACACCCUGUGCGGCCAAGCGUUCGGCGCCGGGCAGCACCACCUCCUGGGCAUCUACAUGCAGCGCGCCAUGUUCCUCCUCACCGUCGUCAGCAUCCCCCUCGCCGUCGUCUGGUUCUACACCGGCGAGAUCCUGCUCCUGUUCGGCCAGGACCCGGACAUCGCCACGGAGGCCGGCGCCUACGCCCGGUGGAUGAUCCCGGCGCUCUUCGCCUACGGGCUGCUACAGUGCCACGUCCGGUUCCUGCAGACGCAGAACAUCGUGGUGCCGGUGAUGGCGGCCGCCGGCGCCGCCGCGGCGUGCCACCUGGCCGUGUACUGGGCGCUGGUCUCCGGCCUCGGCUUGGGCGGCAAGGGCGCCGCGCUCGGCAGCGCCGUCUCCUACUGGGUCAACGUCGCCGUGCUGGCCGUCUACGUCAGGGCGUCGCCUCGCUGUAGCAAGCCCUGGACGGGCUUUUCCGUGGAAGCAUUCCGUGCCGCCCUCGGGUUUCUCAGGCUCGCCGUGCCGUCCGCCCUCAUGGUCUGCUUGGAGUGGUGGUCCUUUGAGCUGCUCGUGCUCCUGUCGGGCCUUCUUCCGAACCCCCAGCUCGAGACAUCCGUCCUUUCCAUCACGCUCAACACUGCCAACUGCUUGUUCAUGGUCCCCUACGGCCUCGGCGCCGCAAUAAGCACCCGUGUCUCGAACGAGCUCGGCGCGGGGCGGCCGCGGGCGGCCCGCCUCGCCGUGCGCGUCGUCAUGCUCCUGGCCGUCUCGGAAGGGCUCGUGACGGGGUCGGUGCUGGUGUGCGUGCGCUACGUCUGGGGCCGCGUCUACAGCGACGACGAGGAGGUUGUGAGAUGCGUGGCGAGGAUGAUGCUGGUCCUUGCAGUGUCCAACUUCUUCGAUGGAAUUCAGUGCGUUCUGUCAGGUGUGGCUCGAGGCUGCGGGUGGCAGAAGGUCGGCGCCUGGGUCAACCUCGGCGCGUUCUACAUCGUCGGCGUCCCGGCAGCAUACCUCAUAGCCUUCGUCCUUUGCGCCGGCGGAAUGGGCCUCUGGACCGGGAUCAUUUGCAGCAUUGUGGUGCAAGUCGUGCUGCUCCUGCUCAUCACGUUGCGCACUGACUGGCAGAAAGAGGCGACCAAGGCGAAGAACAGAGUGCUCGAUUCUUCUCUUCCGACAGAUCUCGUCGUCGCAACAUGAAGGCAUAUUCGGACUUUGCUCAAGCCUGUGGAUUUGAAAGCCGCACGGAAAGAAAUGGCCGGAGUUGAUUCAGACUGCGAAGGUUGCGAAGAGUUCAGGGGUCAGCAGAUAGCAGUUUACACUUCAGGCUAAGUGGCUAACCGAAGAACAGAAAGUGAACUGUAGCAGCAGAAAUGCAGAGCACGGAAAGUCAAUUGUAGGUUUAUAUCAAAUCAAUCUAUCUCAACUUUGACCAAAAAUAUAUAUAAAAAUCAAUAUUUUAUGAUAUCAC